Messenger RNA from Symbiodinium sp. CCMP2592, 309 nucleotides. NCBI's taxonomy places the organism in Eukaryota, Dinophyceae, Suessiales, Symbiodiniaceae. The record is from the annotation of a GenBank genome assembly.
AUGACGGAGAUGGACGGGAUCAUCCGCGAGCAUGAGGUCUACUUUGCGACGCUCGCAGAGCAGGCGGAGCGCUACGACGAAAUGGCAGAGCACAUGCGAGCGGCCGCGCUCUUCGAGCAAGAGCUGGAUGCAGAGGAGCGGAAUUUGCUCGCGGUGGCCUUCAAGCAAGCGGUGGGUCAGCGCCGAGUUGCUUGGCGCAUCGUUUGUGCAGCCGAGCAGGAGGAACAGGCCAAAGGCAACCACAUGACGACGGCCAGCGCUCGGGGCUAUCGGAAGAAGGCGUCAUUCCUUUCACCGCGAGGGAGCUAG